This is a messenger RNA of Macadamia integrifolia, 988 nucleotides long. Its product is annotated as cytochrome b6-f complex iron-sulfur subunit, chloroplastic. Bases 159 to 842 code for a protein of 227 amino acids. The transcript has 5 exons. Lineage: Eukaryota; Viridiplantae; Streptophyta; Magnoliopsida; Proteales; Proteaceae. The record is from RefSeq and is a predicted model, not a curated record. Gene Ontology annotation, molecular function: 2 iron, 2 sulfur cluster binding. Gene Ontology annotation, cellular component: plasma membrane.
AUCUCAAACAAGUGGCUCUGAGUGGUCUUCGAUUGUCUAUCCAACACUCAUCUUAUCAACUCGCCGUCACCAAAGCCCUUUGCUUCCAGUCGAUAAAUCCUUCAAUACCACACGUCUCUUAACCUGCGAAUCUCUGUUCUUCUCAACAAUUCUCUGUUAUGGCUGCUUCCAAUCUAUCUGCUGCAACCCAUUCACAGCUCUGUUCUAGCAAAAAUGGGAUAUUCUCUCCUUGCCAAGCUUUUAUUUCGAAACCCACGAAGACCCAAUUUGUGGUGAAGGAGAAGGGGAUGAGAAUAACGUGCCAAGCUACAAGCAUUCCAGCUGAUAGUGUGCCUGACAUGGAAAAGAGGAAGCUCUUGAAUUGGCUUCUCUUGGGUUCCAUCUCACUCCCAACCGGCUUCAUGGUGGUUCCUUAUGCUAAUUUCUUUGUUCCUCCUGGGUCCGGAGGUGCUGGUGGUGGUACCAUAGCAAAGGAUGCCUUAGGCAAUGAUGUCAUCGCAGAUGAGUGGGUCAAGACCCAUGGUCCAGGGGACAGGACCCUUACACAAGGGCUAAAGGGAGAUCCUACUUACCUUAUUGUGGAGAAUGACAAGUCUUUGGCGACCUAUGGUAUUAAUGCAGUCUGCACACACCUUGGGUGUGUUGUGCCAUGGAAUGCUGCAGAGGGCAAGUUUAUUUGUCCCUGCCAUGGCUCCCAAUACAACUACCAAGGCAAGGUUGUUAGAGGGCCUGCACCUCUGUCCUUGGCCUUGGCUCAUGCAGACAUUGAUGAAGGAAAGGUAUUAUUUGUUCCAUGGGUUGAAACAGAUUUCAGGACGGGUGAAAACCCAUGGUGGGCUUAAGACCCCCCUCAUCACCUUCAAAUUCUCCUUGUGUUAGAGUUGGUUCAGGUCAAUUUGUUUGCUCCAACCCAAACACUACUUGUACUAAAGCUUUAUUGAGAACACAAAUUGAACUUUAUGACAUAAAGAUUCUUAUAUUACGAUUA